GUUUGGUGAGGAAAAUCGAGAGAGAAGAUGUGUGUCGUCCAAAAUUCAAAGUGAUGAUGACGUUUUUGUUGUGCGGCAGCGAUUGGUCGCCACGCGUCAUACCUUCAUAAUAAGAUCAAUUAAAUUUGCAUUUAUUAAAUCUCUCUUUCUUGUAGUAUCAGUCUAUGACCAGCUAUGAUCUGAAAAAAUAAAAUAAAAAAAGCGUUUUCUCUUCUUCUUAAAGCUUUCACAGUUACUUUAUAAUCCGUCUGGAGUAGUAGUAACCCUAACUCGCUGGAUUAUACUUUAAAUCAUGGCCGUCGAUUCAACUGACCGGCGUGAAGUCAUCCUCAAAAUCAACGAUCCUGAGCACAACGGAACCAACAACAACAACAACAACAAUGGAGUCUCCGGCGGAGAGACGGCGGGGAAGAUAUGGAGAGACGGAAGUUACGAUUUCUGGACCGACGGCCAGGGAAACCUCCACAAAGGCAUUAACCCCGACGGCGAGAGAUCCUCCGCCGCGGCGUCCGAGGAAGGUAAAGGAGACGAUACCGAGCCGUUCGAGUUCCGGCGCGGCGAGGAUCCUCCGACGAAGCUGAUCGGUCAGUUCCUCCACAGACAGCAGGCCUCCGGCGAGAUUUGCCUCGACAUGGACCUGAGCAUGGAGGAGCUCCAGUCCAAAGGCCUCACUCCCGUCUCCGAGUCUCCGGCGUCUUCCGCGAGAGCUAAUGACGCCGCCGCCGCGGCGGGGGGAAGACGAGACAGCCGCGACGGAGGAGGAGGAGAAGGCGUCGUGAAGUGCAGCGGAGCCGCCGCUGCUCCUCCGAGAAACUCGACGAACUUGCUCAAGAUGAGGACUAGGUCGCGACUCUCCGAUCCGCCGACGCCGAAGCCGCCGUUACCUCCUCCUCAGUCGGGGAGGAUUCCUAAGUCGGGGCAGAUGAAAUCAGGUUUCUUCGGGAGAAGCCCUAGAACUCAAGGAGGAGGGGAGGAGGAGGAAGACGAUCCCUUCGCUGAAGAGGAUCUCCCAGAAGAGUAUAGGAAGGAUAAGCUCAGCUUGUGGAUCGUGUUGGAGUGGCUGAGUCUGAUUCUGAUCAUAGCUGCUCUCGUCUGCACGCUUUCAAUACGUUUCUUGCGUGACAAGGUAAUCUGGGAUCUGAAUCUCUGGAAGUGGGAGACGAUGGUGUUGGUGUUGAUAUGUGGGAGGUUGGUCUCGAGCUGGAUUGUGAAGAUUGUUGUCUUCUUUGUCGAGAGAAACUUCCUUCUGAGGAAGAGAGUUUUGUAUUUUGUUUAUGGAGUGAGGAAGGCUGUGCAGAACUGCUUGUGGUUAGGGCUUGUGUUGCUCGCGUGGCAUUUCUUGUUCGAUGAGAAAGUUGCUAAAGCGACGAAGACCAAGGCGCUUCGUAAAGUGACUAAGGUCAUUGUUUGUUUGCUGGUUGGGUUCUUGUUGUGGCUUGUGAAGACGUUGCUGGUCAAAGUUCUCGCUUCUUCGUUUCAUAUGAGUACAUACUUCGAUAGGAUACAGGAGUCUUUGUUUACUCAGUACGUGAUUGAGACGUUGUCUGGUCCUCCUUUGAUUGAGAUUCAGAGGAACGAGGAGGAGGAAGAGAGGAUCAGUGUUGAGGUUAAGAAGUUUCAGAACCCUGGCGGUGGUGUUGAGGUCGCGUCGGGGACUCAGAAGAGUCCGGUUGAGAAAAGCCCGUUGCUGCUCUCUCGUGUUCUGUCUGAUGGAGGAGGAGGAGGAGGAGAUAAGAAAGGGAUUACGAUUGAUAGCUUGCAUAAGAUGAAUACUAAGAAUGUUUCCGCGUGGAAGAUGAAGAGGCUGAUGAAUAUAAUCCGGCAUGGAUCGUUGACCACUCUAGAUGAACAGCUACAAGAUCCGAACUUGGAGGAUGAUAAGGGAAACCAAAUCAGGAGUGAGUUCGAGGCUAAGCUCGCUGCAAGAAAGAUCUUUCACAAUGUAGCCAAGCCUGGAUCAAAGUUCAUCUACCUGAAGGACAUAUCACGGUUUCUGCCAGAAGACGAAGCUUUGAAGACUUUAAAUCUCUUUGAAGGAGCAACUGAGACAAACCGAAUCAGCAAAUCAUCUCUCAAAAACUGGGUGGUGAAUGCUUUCAGGGAGAGAAGAGCGCUUGCGUUGACCCUAAACGACACAAAAACAGCAGUGAACAGGCUUCACAAGAUGGUGAACAUCGUAGUUGGGAUCAUCAUAAUCAUUAUCUGGCUUAUCAUUCUUGGAAUCACUUCCACCAAGUUCCUCGUGGUUAUGAGCUCGCAAAUCGUGGUUGUCGCAUUCAUAUUUGGAAACAUGUGCAAGAUAGUAUUCGAAUCUAUCAUCUACUUGUUUGUGAUACACCCCUUUGAUGUAGGCGAUAGGUGUGAGAUCGACGGCAUCCAGAUGGUUGUGGAAGAGAUGAACAUACUGACAACUGUGUUCUUGAGGUUUGAUAACCAGAAAGUUGUGUACCCGAACAGUCUCCUCUGGACUAAAUCUAUUGGCAACUACUACCGUAGUCCCGAUAUGGGAGAUGGAAUCGAAUUCUCCAUCCACAUCACCACUCCAGCUGAGAAAAUCAUGCUCAUCAAGCAGAGAAUCACAAGUUACAUUGAGGGGAAGAAGGACCAUUGGUAUCCAGCGCCAAUGAUAGUAUUCAAAGAUAUGGAGUCACUAAACAGUGUGAGGAUUGCGGUUUGGCCAACGCAUAGAAUGAACCAUCAAGACAUGGGAGAGAAAUGGGCUCGUAGAUCUCAACUUGUUGAAGAGAUAGCCAAGAUUUGCAGAGAGCUUGACAUUGAGUAUAGGUUGUAUCCUCUUGACAUCAAUGUCAGAACUUUGCCCACUCCUACUACCGGGUUGCCUGUUUUCGACCGUCUUCCACCUCACUGGACUGCUCCUGGUUCCAGCAGCAAAUGAGAGUAUAUAGAAUGAAACAAAUUUUAUAUAGUUUUGGACCGUGUUUUCUCAUUUUAUUUCUUCUUUGUAAUACGAGAUUUAGAAUUUAGCAACUGAUCUACUCCACUUUCCAUGUGA
Molecule: messenger RNA, 3013 nt
Organism: Raphanus sativus (radish)
Lineage: Eukaryota; Viridiplantae; Streptophyta; Magnoliopsida; Brassicales; Brassicaceae
Product: mechanosensitive ion channel protein 6-like
Exons: 5
Coding region: 293-2896 (867 amino acids)
Biological process (GO): transmembrane transport; monoatomic anion transport
Cellular component (GO): plasma membrane
Molecular function (GO): mechanosensitive monoatomic ion channel activity
Source: RefSeq, a predicted model, not a curated record